AUGUUACCUUUCACCACCUACAUCAUUGCCAAAACAGAUUUGAUCAAAUAUGUUCCUCAGAAGUCCAUCAAGGGACAAGCUGUUGCAGAUUUCUUGGCAGAUCAUCCAGAGAAAGAAAUUGACAAUAUGGAUUCCAUGGAUAUAGCCAAUGCAGACCUGCUAACUAGAGCUCACACCUGUCUCAAUAAUCCCAUUUACUCAGUCCAUCUCACCCCCUGGAAGCUAUACUUUCAUGGAUCUAAAACAGACUUAGCCUCUAGGGCAGGGAUUGUGUUAGAAGAUCCACUAGGAAUCAAACAUUGUUAUUCAUUCCAGCUAGAAUUCUAG
Messenger RNA from Prunus armeniaca (apricot), 327 nucleotides. NCBI's taxonomy places the organism in Eukaryota, Viridiplantae, Streptophyta, Magnoliopsida, Rosales, Rosaceae. The record is from the annotation of a GenBank genome assembly.